AUGGCCAGGAUGCGACCUGUUCCGGCGGCGUCCAGCCUGGCACUGGGUUUGCUGCUGGCCUCCCUCGCCGGGUCCUCCCUGCAGAGCGGCGAGUGCCCGCAGCUGUGCGUGUGCGAGGUCCGGCCCUGGUUCACCCCGCAGUCCACCUACCGCGAGGCCACCACCGUGGACUGCAACGACCUGCGUCUCACCCGCAUCCCCGGCAACCUGUCCAGCGACACGCAGGUGCUGCUGCUGCAGAGCAACAGCAUCGCGGCCACGGCCGACGAGCUGCAGCAGCUCUGCAACCUGACGGAGCUGGACGUGUCGCAGAACAACUUCAGCAGCAUCCGCGAGGUGGGGCUGGCCAACCUGAGCCGGCUCACCACGCUGCACCUGGAGGAGAACCAGAUCGCCGAGCUGCCCGACCGCUGCCUGCAGGACCUGGGCAGCCUGCAGGAGCUCUACAUCAACCACAACCAGAUCCGCGCCAUCUCGGCGCACGCCUUCGCCGGCCUGCGCAACCUCCUGCGGCUGCACCUCAACUCCAACCGGCUCAGGGUGAUCGACAGCCGCUGGUUCGAGGCCACGCCCAACCUGGAGAUCCUCAUGAUCGGCGAGAACCCCGUGGUCGGCAUCCUGGACAUGAACUUCCGGCCCCUCGCGAACCUGCGGAGCUUGGUGCUGGCGGGCAUGUGCCUCACCGACGUGCCCGGCAACGCGCUGGUGGGCCUGGACAGCCUGGAGAGCCUGUCCUUUUACGACAACAGGCUGGUCAAGGUCCCCCAGCUGGCCCUGCAGAAAGUCCCCAAUUUGAAGUUCCUCGACCUCAACAAGAACCCCAUCCACAAAAUCCAGGAGGGGGACUUCCGGAACAUGCUCCGGCUGAAGGAGCUGGGGCUCAACAACAUGGGGGAGCUGGUCUCCGUGGACCGCUACGCCCUCGACAACCUGCCCGAGCUCACCAAGCUGGAGGCCACCAACAACCCCAAGCUGUCCUACGUCCACCGCCGGGCCUUCCGCGGCGUGCCCGCGCUGGAGAGCCUCAUGCUCAACAACAACGCGCUGCACGCCGUGUACCGGGCCACCGUGGCGUCGCUCCCCAACCUGCGUGAGAUCGGCAUCCACAGCAACCCGCUGCGGUGCGACUGCGUCCUCCGCUGGGUGGCCGCCAACACGACCAGCAUCCGCUUCAUGGAGCCGCUGUCCAUGCUCUGCGCCGCGCCGCCCGAGCUGCGGGGGCAGCCGGUGAAGGACGCGCUGGCCCGGGACGCGGGCGAGCGCUGCCUCCCCAUGAUAGCCCACGAUGCCUUCCCCGGCCACCUGAGCGCGGAGCUCGGCGCCACGGUGCUCCUGGACUGCCGGGCCCUGGCGGAGCCGGAGCCCGAGAUCUACUGGGUCACGCCCCUUGGCAGGAAGAUAACCGGGGACACGCUCUCCGACAGGUACACGCUGAGUAGCGAGGGCACCUUGGAGAUCCCCGACGUCCGCACGGAAGAUUCCGGGAGGUACACCUGCGUGGCCCAGAACGUGGAAGGGGCCGACACGCGCGUGGUCACGGUGAAGGUCAACGGGACCCUCCUGGACGGGACCCAGGUGCUGAAGAUGUACGUGAAGCAGACGGAGUCCCACUCCAUCCUCGUGUCCUGGAAGGUGACCUCCAACGUCAUGACGUCGAACCUCAAGUGGUCCUCGGCCACCAUGAAGGUGGACAACCCGCACAUCACCUACACGGCCCGGGUGCCCGUGGACGUCCACGAGUACAACCUCACGCACCUGCAGCCGUCCACCGACUACGAGGUGUGCCUCACCGUGUCCAGCGUCCACCAGCAGACGCAGCGCUCCUGUGUCAACGUCACCACCAAGACGGCCGCCUUCGCCCUGGACCUCUCCGACCGGGACGCCAGCACGGCCCUGGCCGCCGUCAUGGGCUCCAUGUUCGCCGUCGUCAGCCUCGCGUCCACGGCCGUGUACGUCGCCAAAAGGUUCAAGAGGAAGAACUACCACCACUCGCUGAAAAAGUACAUGCAGAAGACCUCGUCGAUCCCGCUCAACGAGCUGUACCCCCCGCUCAUCAACCUCUGGGACGGGGACACCGAGAAGGACAAGGACGGGGCGGCGGAGGCCAAGCCCGCCCAGGUGGACACGUCCAGGAGCUAUUACAUGUGGUAACGCCGGGAGGCGUGGCUUCUGGCAGGAAGGAGCACAACGACGCUUUUGCUUUGUUCUGCAAAAGGGACACGGGGGGGACUUUCGUAUUUUGGACUUGGGGCAGCGCGGAGGGCACGGGUGGCUAUCCCAGUUCUUUUUUUGUUGUUUUUUUGUUUGUUUUAGUGGAGCGUAUCGCGAGUUUGACGUGGCUGGCAGCGAGCCUGGGCUUCCGGAGUGUGUUCGGUUUUUAUCCUUAUCAUUCUUCUGAUUAUGAUUCUUUUGUGAUUAUUCUUUGGUUUGAGUUGUCCUGCUAAACUCCACGAUGCUGUUCUAACGACCGUGCUCCCUACACUGAUCAGUGACAGGUUGGGGUUCCCUGUGCUGUGGCCAGCAGCGUGACCCCGUCUUCCGAAGCCAUCGGCAGAAAGCACCUCGUCCUCCGAAAAGCGGCCGCGUGGCCGAGGGGCUGCCUGGAGCCUCGGCGGCCCCCCCGGUCCACAGACUUCCAGCUCACGCGGCCACCCACGGCCGGACUGUUACCUGCUUUGAAUGACGUUAGCCGACCGCACUGCAACGUCGUAUCCACUGACUUGAAUGUUUGCCUUUGAACACGGACGUUUCUUUUUGUAAUCAGUCGUUAAGGAGGCUUAGGCCACGCUAACAGGCAAUAGAAACACGUGCUAUAUCAGGUUUUUUUAAUGUAACAAACCACACGUCCCUGGUUACCUUCUUCUUUUUAUCUUUAGUAGACACUUUCGAAAGAAAAAGACUACCUUUGGUGUGUUUCUCUCACCAACACGGUGUGUACAAUGAAGA
Molecule: messenger RNA, 2946 nt
Organism: Eptesicus fuscus (big brown bat)
Lineage: Eukaryota; Metazoa; Chordata; Mammalia; Chiroptera; Vespertilionidae
Gene: LRRN1
Product: leucine rich repeat neuronal 1
Exons: 1
Coding region: 1-2151 (716 amino acids)
Molecular function (GO): protein binding
Source: RefSeq, a predicted model, not a curated record